Molecule: messenger RNA, 1190 nt
Organism: Seminavis robusta
Lineage: Eukaryota; Bacillariophyta; Bacillariophyceae; Naviculales; Naviculaceae
Source: the annotation of a GenBank genome assembly
GGCUCAACAAAGUUACAGUAGAGUAGCUACAUAGACGAAAGAAGAUGAAUUCUUGGAAGAUCCGAAGCACAGGACGAGGGUGGGCAUCCCACAAUUGUACUAUUUCGCACGAUAAGAGAUCUUAUCCGCGCAUGCCGUGCCCGAAGCCUUGUGACGAUGGUUCAUGGUGCGCUGUCACAAUUUUGAAAAUCGGACACCGUUACGUUAGUCUAGCUUCUCUCAUUCAUUCCUCGCCUCAAUCGAGCUCUCAUUCAUUCGGUGGACAUGCAUUAACUCAGUCGCCACCCUCAUUAUUCAUCAACUCCGACUUCUCCUUUGUCGUUCUACUACCACACUCGAGCUCCAUCUUUGCUAUUACUCCAAAUUAUAAUAUUAUUAGACCAUGAAGGAACCGUGGACUGACGACAGGAUCAUUGUUGUUACCGACGACGAUUUAGAGUCGGAGUAUCCAUCCGAAAAAUAUCCCUGGUUGCCUGCAUUUUUCUUCGUUUGCAUCGUCAUCUUUGCUGGAUUCGUGGUGGCAGGGAUCAUGUACUGUUCGAGAGCUCAAGAGCAAAGGAGAGAAAGCGGGAAGGAGUCCAAACGGGAGGAUCAGAACAAGAGUCUGCGCAGCAGCGUGGUUUGUCAACCAUAUUCCGCCAAGGACUUGUCGACAAACCGGUCCCUGUGCACUACCGGAGAAACGUUCUCCGACGACUCCUCCUCUCAAACCAGCGGCAGUGACGACGAAUCCGCGGCUGUCUGUGACAUUUGCAACCAAGGGUACCGUGACGAAGAACCCAUGUCCAAGUCUAACAAUCCAUCCUGCAAGCAUCGGUUUCACAAGGAUUGUGUAGACAAGUGGCUCCGCCUCCAAAAUACAUGCCCCACUUGCAAUGAACCGUUUGCUUUACAGAAUGUAUGAGGUAUCCAUCGUUCAAGCUAGCGAAAGUCUACAUGAUGCAUCCUUCCAAGAAGUUCCAAACCAUCCGACCUAUAUGUAUUGUACUACUAGAGAAGCAAUCAACCAAGAUGAAGUCAACAACAAACGGACAGGAAUGCCUUUGUUGCCGCCACCAGCGAGUCUCCUUAAGAGCUAGCUAAGGCGAAGAAGUUGGAACGACCAUCCAGCAUCCAAGUUCGGCCAUGCGUACCUUAGACUCAACCAUCCAAACCUUUGGUCUUUAAUUAAUAGAUUCAUUUUGUGUUUU